Iphiclides podalirius (scarce swallowtail) is the source of this 510-nucleotide messenger RNA. The record is from the annotation of a GenBank genome assembly. NCBI's taxonomy places the organism in Eukaryota, Metazoa, Arthropoda, Insecta, Lepidoptera, Papilionidae.
AUGCGUUCUCGUCUGUUUGCGGAACCCACUUUGAACUACAAAAAGGCGGUGGAGUUGGCGCUCGCAUUAGAGGCAGCGGAACGGCAUGCGGAGGCGGCCGGAGCCAGCAGCCACGGCGGGGUGCCAGCGCCGGACGGCUCGGGACUCGGGCAGGGCGCAGCCGGCCUGCACCGCGUUGGUGCAGGGCCCGCGCGCUUGCGACGGCCCGCUUGCUGGCGUUGCGGGAAGGAGCGUCACGCAGCUAAUAAGUGCCGGUAUAAAGCGUUCGUUUGCAACAAGUGCAAUCAAAAAGGACACUUGGCACAAAUGUGCACAAAAAACGUGUCUAGUGGUAGUGCCAAUAGACUAAAUAACACGCAAACAAAUGUUGGUAAGCCUUAUCGCAUAACGACGACGUUUAUGAUCUACUCCGUCACGGACAAAGGGGAUCUCGCACCGGACCGCAAUUUGGACAAGAUGGCCCCUACACUCGAGUGUCCUGCACCUUCCACGAUAAUGUCCCACCCGUCG